Molecule: messenger RNA, 435 nt
Organism: Symbiodinium natans
Lineage: Eukaryota; Dinophyceae; Suessiales; Symbiodiniaceae
Source: the annotation of a GenBank genome assembly
AUGAGCUCCGCGUACGGAAUCUUACGGCAAGCCCUGACGGGCGGUGGCCGCGAGUUCCUCCGCAACGCACAGCGCAUGCAGGCCGUGGGGCCCGACGAGGAGGGUGGUCUCGGCUUCAUCUUCGAAGGCUGCUUCUACAUCGCCGCGCCCUGGCCUCUGCGCGACCUGCCGCGCGCGCUGGGUCUCAUGAGGCGAGCGUUGGAGAGGAAGGCGUGCAAGCGCAACUACUACUAUGUUGGCCUGGCUAACUACCACCUCCAGAACUACGCAGAAGCUCGAGACUUCUUCGCGAAGUCGGCCAGCGCCAAGCCGGAGUUCCUUUCCGAGUUCGACUUUGCGGCGGGGCUCACGCAGGAGGCAGAGCACGGUGUGAAGCUGGCUACGGACGCUCUGAAAGCGGCGGGCGAUCAAGACGAUGCUGCAAACUCGGUUUAG